AUGCGCGGAGGGGUGGACUCGGAGGGGCGGCAGUAUGCGUCGGCAGACGAAAUGUGGCGGCAGGAGGCGGGGGAGCGCGCAGUGAGCGCGGGGGAAGGGAAAAGCGAGGAGGGCGCAAUGGAGGCGGAAAUGGGUGGGAAGAAGCGCGAAUGGUACGACAAGGGCGUCAAGUACUGGGAGGGCGUGGAGGCGAGUGUGGACGGCGUGUUGGGGGGAUACGGCGCAGUGAGCUCAACAGACGCGGCGGGCAGCGCGGCCUUCCUGCACGAGGUCUACGGCGCACAGCUCGACGCUGCCCGCUCACAGGGCCGCCCGCUUGUUGCUCUGGACUGUGGGGCGGGCAUAGGGCGAGUGACCAAGGAGUUUCUACUGCACGUAUUCAACGAGGUGGAUCUAGUGGAGCCGGUACGGCACUUCAUAGAUGCCGCCCGAGACCACCUCGCCUCGCCGCCCUCCUCUGCCGCCUCGCCUGCCGCCUCUCACCGCGCCGUCAACUUCUUCUGCUGCCCACUCCAGGAGUUCAGUCCAGAUGCAGAGCGGUACGAUGUGGUGUGGGUGCAGUGGUGCAUCGGCCACCUCACUGACGCUGACCUCAUCGCCUUCCUCCAUCGCUGCCUCGCAGGGCUGCGGCCGGGCGGCAUUAUAGUGCUCAAGGAGAACACAUGCCAGAAAGGGUUCGUAUUGGACAAGGCGGACAGCAGUGUGACGCGCAGCGAUGCAUACUUCAGAGACCUCUUCAAGCAGGCCAACCUGCAGCUCCUCAAAUCCAAGGUGCAGCGCGGGUUCCCCUCGGAGCUGUUUGUGGUGAAGAUGUACGCGCUGGCAGCACACCCCACCGCACACGGGGGAGUGGCGGGGCGCACACGGCAGCGCAGCAAGAGACCCAAUCAGCCGGCUGUCAUCUACUGA
Messenger RNA from Closterium sp. NIES-65, 909 nucleotides. NCBI's taxonomy places the organism in Eukaryota, Viridiplantae, Streptophyta, Zygnematophyceae, Desmidiales, Closteriaceae. The record is from the annotation of a GenBank genome assembly.